AUGGGCAACCAACAUUCCACACCACUUACACCACUCAACCAAGUACCUCUCCUCUUUCCAAAACACAUCUUUGGAGGUGAUUUUAUUUUAGGAGCAGUUGGCAUGAAAGUUAUGAGUGGUGGCAACUAUGACAAGUUCAAAGGAGGCGAUUUUCGUUAUUAUUACGAAUCCAAUAUGAGAGAUGGGCAUAAAUGUCUCUUUGAAUUGAUUUCUAAUCAGCCAAUGGAUGAUAUUCAACCACAUGCCGUAAAUAUUCAUUCACUCAAGUUGACCAUUCAAAAAGUUAAUGAAAAAAAUGAAAGUGAAUUGAUGUUGAGUCUUUUGGGUGAUAAUUUUGGGCGUCCAUAUCAUUCUCUUCAAGAAAAUAGAAGAAAGAUUGCUGAAAUUAAUGAAAUUGUUGGAAUUAGCCAGCUUUCGUAUAGUGAUAGAGCUUCUUGGGAUAUAAUGAUGGAAUAUUUGGGAAUUUCUGGUCAUUUCCAAUAUUAUUCAGUAGUUCCUGGAUCUGAUAAUUUGGAAUUCUUUCGAGAAGUGUUGAAAUUUAGAGUUUGUGAGCUGGUUGGAAAUGGUGAAAUUCCAACCUAUAGAAUAACUAAAUUCGAAAGAAGUGAGCUAGAUGGAAUGGAAGGCCAAUAUUCAACUUAUCAAUUAGAUAUAACCAAAUCUAAUUUCAUUCAAAGAUUUGAUUACGAUGGUCAUUUCUUGGAAUAUUCUGAAUAUCUCAAUAAGGAUGAAAAUUGUGGUGUCAUGACAAUUACAUUUGACAGGGAAAUUAUUUACAAAGCUACUUAUCCAUAUGAUCUAAAUGCCAAUCAUUUCUCUUCAAUUCCAUCAGCUCAACAACCAAUUUACAAGGCUGGCAUGAAAUGUGAAAUUGACAAUAGAAGGCCAUCUCACUAUUCCAUCAAGUUUGCAGAAAAAUUACUUUCCAAAGUAUUGAAAAACGAAAAGAAAAUGGAAAUCCAAGAAUUGGAGCAAGAAUGGUUUGCUUUUUGUAGAAAUGAUUUUUAUAAUCUUUCAAUGAUUUUCAAUUUUGGAAAUUUCAAACAUUUUCCAGAUAUGAAUUUGAAGAAAGCUCUUGAAAAUUCUUCAUCUUUUCCAGAUGUAAUAUUUCAUACACACGAUAAUUCACAAUUAUAA
This is a messenger RNA of Naegleria gruberi, 1137 nucleotides long. RefSeq lists its product as uncharacterized. Lineage: Eukaryota; Heterolobosea; Eutetramitea; Acrasida; Naegleriidae. The coding region runs from base 1 to 1137 and encodes 378 amino acids. The record is from RefSeq and is a predicted model, not a curated record. The transcript has a single exon.